UGUGUGUGUUGCAUGUGUCUGUGUCGGCCCGUCCGGAGGUUGAAAGGCCCGUGACCCGUGGUCAUCGCUACGGAAACUCUCAUCUGACGCCGAACUAUUGUGUCUGCGCUCUCACAGGAGGAAAUAGUUCCUGAGCGCCGCCCGUUUCCAGGGGGAACUUUUAUAGGGGGCGGAACCUGAAAGGGUCAGAGGUCACAUCAGCCUGUUACUGUGAAGAGUGAUGAGCUAUAAAGAGGCCGACGAUUAAACGCGACACAAAGCGCAAAAAUGUGAGCGUGCGUGUGACAUGUUCAUCCUGAAGUGAAAGAGUUGGUGUGUAUCAGCUGGAGAAAUGAGAAUCUGCGCUCAGUGUGGAGGCCGUGACGUGUGUGAGGGGCGGGGCGUCGCUCACGGCAACCGUUAGCGAUGUGUGACAUCAUAGCGAUGUUUCUUAAAAGGCCGGGUGUUGCACCGGCUCCGACAGAGACCCGUCCUGAAGCCGUACAGGGCAGAACCCGAGCCGAAAGCACCGGACAGAUAUUUACUUCUCUUUAAAAACAAGGAUGGCUUUUUCAUCUCCUCUAAACUUUACCUCCUCUCUUCAUCCUGCCCUCCUCGUGUUUCUCAUCAUCACCAUGACAACGCAGAUAGAGGGACGGCCAUCGCCACGCCAAUCAGACGCACAGGUUCUGCAGGAUUUGUUUGGGCUGAAGAUCGGCUCUCUUCUAUUGGCUCAUCCAGAGGUCAUGGAGGGGUCAGCAGACUCCGCCCCCCCGCUCUUGCCCCGCCCCCCGCCACACGUGUUCCUGGACGUCCUGAACCGGCACCGGAAGCUGCAGGGCCGGAGCCGGAAGGGAAUGGCGCGGGGGUGCUUCGGGAUGAAGGUGGACCGGAUCGGGGUCAUCAGCGGUCUGGGAUGCUGACGCACACACAGGUGAGCGCGAGGAUCAUACAGACCUUCACCUGCGAACAUUACACAAUCCUUCUGUUCUGAUGCUGCCUUCACAAAAGUGUUCGUGUUGUUUUAGCAUCUGCUGGAUAAUUUUCAGUCAACGGCUUUAAUGUGACCAUCUGCAACAACAAAACUCACAGCUUUGGCCUUUUACACUGAACUGAACGCAGAACUUGACAUAUUUGUCGUUUUAAGAUGCUGAGGUUUACUCAGCUGAGUGUGUGAGUGUGUGUGUGUGUGUGUGUGUGUGUGUGUGUGUGUGUGUGUGUGUGUGUGAGA
Messenger RNA from Rhinichthys klamathensis goyatoka, 1210 nucleotides. It is a transcript of the gene nppcl2, whose product is annotated as natriuretic peptide C-like 2. Gene Ontology annotation, biological process: cGMP biosynthetic process; receptor guanylyl cyclase signaling pathway. Gene Ontology annotation, molecular function: hormone receptor binding; hormone activity. The transcript has 3 exons. Lineage: Eukaryota; Metazoa; Chordata; Actinopteri; Cypriniformes; Leuciscidae. The record is from RefSeq and is a predicted model, not a curated record. Gene Ontology annotation, cellular component: extracellular region. The coding region runs from base 543 to 902 and encodes 119 amino acids.